GCCGGCGAAGAUCUGUCGAUGCGAGGGCAAAGGGCACCAUGACUUCAUACGCGGACAUACGAUGCUCCUUCCAUGUCCUCCUCUUCGAUGAGCAACACCAUGAACUUCCUCCUGGAUCCCAGCAGAGGCGUCGAGCUCGUGUCGGUCGGGUUACAAUGCUUCGCAACAGGCAUCGUCUUUGUCCUCUGCUUGCAGUGCCUCGUCGUUGGCCGUGGAAGUAGCAACGGUAGGAGUAGCAGCAAGAGGGAUCAUCUCGACGAGGAUGAAUGCGAUAUAUCCAGGCAAGAGUCGUUGUCUCCCAGAGCCAGAGAAAGGUGGCAGCUUCUGGCCAUCGUAGCUACACUGACCGCCGGUGCUCAAGUCAUAUUGGCAUGCUUUGCCCUUGAACGAGCUGAAAGGACAAAGGCAUACCUGGCGCUCGUCUUCGCUUCUCUUAUCGUGACCAUGACCAUAGCUCACCUCUACGCGGGCCGCGUCGUCUUGCAUCCUCUCCUUGUGCAACAUCGCCACGGUGGCGUCAUCAAAAUGCUGCUCAGCAUGUUCGCUCUGGUAGCUCAUGUAGCCAUCGGCACAACAACGGCCGUCUACUCCCUUGCGCACGGAGAAGAAGACCAUUCUCACGAUCUGCUCCUCGCCUACCAGGCACUCGUACUCGCACUGAGCACCACCUUCACCAUUGCCUUAGCCGUGACUGGACUCAGAGCCUACAUGAAGCAUCGCCGCGCACAGCUCCAUUGGAAUGGCAGUAAGCGCAAGGAUAGUCAGCGUGGCUCCUUUGCAUUGACCUUCGCGACCGUGGUUGGCCCCUGGACUGUUAAUACCGCCAUUGCUAUCCUGUGCAUCACGGCGCUCGUUCACCAGCCGAGGCUAUACCAGGUCAUCUUGCCUUUGGAGCCUUAUACGCAUCUCGUCUGCCUGCUCACCUCCUUCAUCAAGACGGCUUGCCCUCCCAGUGCGUCCAGCGAUCCACUCGAGCAUGGAGAGUUCUCGCCCAACCAGCAUUCUCACUCUCAGCACUACCAGCAGCACCGCUGGUCCAGUUCUCACCUCACUGGCUCAGCCUGGACAACCUCCAAUCGCCUCGACCCUUCAUCUCAAUCAGGUGACGAGCUCAACAAAGGGAUCCACCAGCGUAAUGGCUUCUCCCCGCCGGCCCACCACGAAGUGAGAAGCAGACUCAACACUGCAGCUACGGACAGGACUGCCAUUGCCACUGGCCACGGUCAUGCGCCCACGCCUGCGCUCUUCUUCGACGCGCUCACCCCUCCGACGCUAUCCAUGUUGGUGCCAGCCGCAAUCCGCCCGGAGCAGAUCCAGCCUCAGAACCACCUAGAUCAGCCCGCGGAGCAUACCCCUUCACCUGACGACGGGAUGGACGUCGAAGCGGACGCCUACGCGUACAGCAAUGAUCACGAUCACGCUCACGCGGACGGAGAAGGCCACAUGGAGUUGAUGGUGGAUGCCCCUCCCUCCUCUCCUCUGCCCUCCUCGUCUUGCCCGGACAACAAUCACGACUACCGCCACCACCUCGGCAGGCGAAAUCCUCUCGCUCAAGUGUUUAGCCAUGCGGCGAGGCGUAUCUCCUCGACCCUCUCGGGUAUUUCGACCCCUGAGCCCUUCCCCGCUCAUGCAGGUACGGGCACAGCACGAGCUGAAGAAUCUAGCGAGAGCCAAGCUCACUAUCAACAGGGACAACACCAGCUCCAGCACCAGCCCAAGCGAUGGCGUCGCAAACUCUCCAACGCUGGCAUGGCCCCGUCUGCCUGGCGCGGUUUGGACAGGUGGGCCGGCUCCUCCUCUCGCCAGCAGCACAUUGUAUCAGUCGAUCACGGCGACCGCUUGGAAGUGUGCGAUACCCCUCCCCCUUGCGGUAGUCCUGCUGGGACGAAUACCACAACAGGGGCCGUCAUGCCUUGCGCCGACGGUAGCACCAGGGUGGCACGACGCGGUGACAACAGUAUCGACUCUUUAGCCACCGGGCUCAUGACAUCGCGCGCUGCUGCAGGGUCUGCACCAAACCUACUUGCUGGAGUAACUCGCGCACCGUCUGUUGUGCAUCCUCGUACUCGAGUCGAUUCUACUCCGAGCGGCUGGCCCGCUCGAUUUGUUGGAAAGUCUAAGGCCUCGCAUGGACAUGGUCAUGGCCAAGCUCUGAAUGGCAAGGAAAAAAGACAGAGCGUGAGGAGCAGUAUCAUCAGCCUGACCAACAGCAGUAGCGCCAAUAGCGGUGGUAGUGGCGGCGGCGGUGGAGUUUCGUGGUUCGGCGGUCGACCAAGCACAAGUGCUGCGAGGACCAGGGCAGGCGUGUCAGCCUUCCCCACUGCUGGAAGACCCAAGCAGCUGGGCGCGGCUACCACGCUGCCGCAGCACCAGGAGCAUCCGCACCAAGACGUAAAGCAGCAAUACAAGGCCCUCGCCUCUCCCGGCCUACCUGGAUACACUGACUCCCAGGCUCAAGCGGCCGCAGAGGCCGCAGCUACCUCCUCUGCCCUAGCUGUUCCUUCGCCAAUCGCUGCCGCACGCCCAUCUUCCUCUCUUCUGGUGCCUACGGGGAUGCAGCAUUAUCUGCAUCCUCCUCAACACUACCUCUCACCCGCUCAAGCUCACAGCCAUGGGCACGGACGACCUCCUCCCUCCCCGUCCGAAACCGUCACCUCGACCUCGUUCUUCUCUUCCUCCCGUCCAGGCUCCGUAUCCGCCGUCGCAGCUCCUGUCGGCUCGACACCGCAGUGGAUGCAACCCGCCAGCUCCGGCCCUGGCGCUGGAACGACGACGUUUUCGCGCUCGGGAUGCGGCUCAGGAUCCACGCCCCCGAGGAGCAGGGGGCAGUCGCCUCGCCUGGCUGAGGCUAGGGUAGUCGGCCGCCAGGAGACAUACGCCGCUAUCGUAACCCCCACCUACGGGCGUGGCGGUACCAGCGCCACCGCUAUGGCCGCCUCAGCAACAGGCCCGCACGACGCGGCCGCUCAGGCUCCCCUCCGUCGUGAGCGCAAUCCGAGCUUGGUAAGACGAAAGGCUGUCCCCUCUAUUGGGAGUUUUGAGGAACUAAUGAGGGAGGAUUUGGUCAGGGUGGGAUGAGCGCGAGCCCCGCGAAUUAGGGUAGGAGCCCCCAAGCCUGCUGCUCGCUGUGCGUGCGCAGAUGGACCAUUGCGCUCGUUGCUCAGGUAGUGCACG
Molecule: messenger RNA, 3174 nt
Organism: Jaminaea rosea
Lineage: Eukaryota; Fungi; Basidiomycota; Exobasidiomycetes; Microstromatales
Exons: 6
Coding region: 73-3078 (1001 amino acids)
Source: RefSeq, a predicted model, not a curated record